GAGGAACCGAUUCGUCAUCAAAUUGUCAGUGGGACUGAAAACAUCGCAGGUUUCCUAUAAACAGCUUCUGUUUAUUUAUCUACCGAUUUUUUUUUAGUUUAAAAAAAUGAAAAGUCGUUCUGUUCACAGCAGAUGAGUGAAAAAUAAAUCUUGAAAGAAGGGCGAGUUUUGGGGGAAUUUUGACAGAAUGGCUAGCUGUGGAGAGGUCGAUCACUCCAUGGACGCGCUGGCCUCAGGUAAAAAAGUGGGUGGGGUAAGAGAUGGCAGUGGAAGCCCCUCCCCCUCUCCUCCCCCUUCACUUCCUGUCCCGGAGUGCGCUAUAUGCCUGCAGAGCUGCGUCCACCCGGUGCGCCUUCCCUGUGGUCACGUCUUCUGCUUCCUGUGCGUGAAGGGUGCGUCCUGGCACAGUAAACGCUGUGCCCUGUGCAGACAGGAAGUGCCCGAGGACUUCCUGGACCGUCCUACUCUGCUUUCUCCGGAAGAGCUGAAGGCCACCGCUACGGGAGGGCGGAGCUUAGGCGGCCACGCCUGGUACUACGAAGGCCGUAACGGUUGGUGGCAGUAUGACGAGCGCACUAGCCGCGAGCUGGAGGAGGCUUACCGUGAGGGCAAGAAGAGCGCCGAGAUGCUCAUCGCCGGCUUCCUGUAUGUGGCCGACCUGGAGAACAUGGUGCAGUACAGACGCAACGAGCACGGCCGGCGCAGGAGAAUGAAGCGUGACGCUGUAGACGUUCCUAAAAAGGGCGUGGCCGGACUAAGGCUGGAUCCAGAACCCGCUACAGGAUCCGGGUCCAAUUCCCUUCCCGGAUCUGGAUCGGUUUCCCCGGCAUUUCCUGUCCCUGUACCCACGGAUUCAGCUGUAAGUUCAGAUGGAGGGGUAACGCAGAGCCAUGUCAGAGAGAGAGACGUCCGGACAGAGAGACCGUUGAGAGAGAGACAGAGAGACAGAGUGUCUCCAGGCUUCGCUGAUCCCACAGCCGCAGAUUUGUCACUGAAUUCAGAAACCGCAACAUCGGAGAGGGAGAACUCGGCGGACGGAGCCGAUACAAGUGGAGCGAUUCGCUCUCAGGCUGCGUUUGCCCCGCCCCCGAUCCGUCCUCCUGUCAUGCUGGGUGGCGACCGUGACCUUCAUCAUAAUCCUCAACUUGUCCAGGCGUUCGCGCAGCUCCACGUCGGACGGUCCGCUCCUGAGGAGGAGGAGGAGGAGGAGGAACAUGAAGUCGACGACGACGAUAACGCAGACGAUUCGGCUGCAGCACCCGAUCCGUCCGGUUACGAAUCGGAAUCAGGAACGAGUGAAGACGAGGAAGAGGAAGGAGAAGACGACGAGGAAGGUGUGAGGCACAGAAUGCAGAGGAUGGACGGUGGAGUUCGGUCCCGCAGUCCUGAUGGCCAGUGCACAGUGACGGAGGUGUGAGACGUGAACAUGGCUGUACCUGUAAACACGGACGGUUUAGAACUUGAGAAGCAGGGCAUACACUUCUGUCUUAAACGCUGUGUUCUUUACAAACCUUUGGCUGUAUCCCAAACUCUAGCAUGCGGAAGAACAUCUGGUUGGUUUUGGCGUAUAAGUCGUAACGAAACUUCGUAAUUGAAAAUUUUAUCCAGCUAGCUAGCUAAUCGUCUAAUCAGAAACUGCUUGCCUGCCUUUAAAGGACACACGGAAGCGUAACGCUAAAACUAGCUAGAACUUUACGCAUUAUUUUAUUAUACCUUUAAUUAUUUGUGAACUCGCUCGCUGCAGUUUCUCAGUGUUAAACCUGCUUCCGGUGCAGCGUGAGUAAUACUUACGUUUGCUGAGCCACCGAGAACAACACGCGAAACAUCAUGCAACCGCUAUCAUGAAAUGAAAACUGUAUUCUAGCACUUCUUUAAAAAUAAUAAUAAACAGCCAGCGCUCUUGUGCGAACACUAACGAUGUCUAGAGUUUGGGACGGGAGCUUUCGUGUGAUUUUUACUGACCUACAUCGUACAUCAUAUCUAUAUACACGAGGUUAUAUAGAUGCGAAAUAUAAACAGCUAUAGAUACGAAGGGGGGACGUAACGUGUGAAGACACUGAGAUGCGUGAGUGACUGCUGAAGAUCCAAACAAGCAAAAAAAAAAUCAUCAUUUAAUGUUCAUUCAGCCAGAGCGAGGGUUGGCGAGGAUGGAGAGGUUUCAGUGUAAGAAUAAGAGUGUGUGUGUGUGUGUGUGUGUGUGAGAGAGAGAGAGAAGGAGUGAGAAUGUCGUUUGUUCUUUCUUCAUCCUAUCUUUCUAUAGCAGUUGUAUGAGUAAUGCAGCCUUAAUUCCUUCCUCUUUUAAUCUCUCUCUCUCUCUCUCUCUCUCUUGCUCACACACACUGUCUUUUGCGUCUCUUUGUAGACAUGUCUCUCUGUCGUUUUCUUUGUCACUGUGCCAGUUAGUGUCUCUCUCUCUCUCUUGCUGAGUCUCUGUCUUUCUCUCGCUCUCUCUCUCUCAUUGAGUGUCUCUCACUUUGUGGGACAGUUUCACUUCCUCUGUAUUUCUGCUUCUUUCCUUCUGUAUAUGUCUCACUUUCUGUCUCUCUUUCUCUUCUGUUCUUCUCAGCUCCAUAUUUAUGUCACUGGAGCGUCAAUAAAACAUUUUGCUCGGAUAUUAUUCACACCGUGUCAUGUUUCGUAUGGAAUGUGGAAGAAAAACAUAAAUCAUUAGAAGGUGGUACAGCGCGCUCUCUCUCUCGCGCGUGCUCUCUCUCUCUCUCUCUCUCUCUCUCUCUCUCUCUCUCUCUCUCUCUCUCGACUGAACUGAAUUCAGUGUUUCAUCAUAUCACACUUUAGUAGAAUCACGACUCCAGAUAGUGACGUGUGUUUGCGUUAUGUGUCAUCUCUCUCGAUUUUUUUUUUUUAAACGUGUAUUACUGUGAUGCGUUUUGAAGGAAGUGCCCGUGCCCCAGGCUGAGACGCUAUGAACUCUGGGAAAUGGAGUUUUAUUUGAGGAUUUUAUUGUAGUUGUUUUUCUCUUCUUCUUCAAUGUCCGGUUCUGAGAGUUUUAAUUAUUGUUUAGUUUCCCCAGUCCAAAUAUUCAUGUCCAGUUGAUUGGGAUUUAUUUAAAUUUUUUUGUCAUCAAACAAGAAGAAAUGAUAAUAGCUAUGAUAACCUCUUUUGCUGUAUUUUGUUUUAAUAGUGGUUUUUCUCUUUUGUUACCAAGUCGAUUGAAUUAAUAAAGUGUUGUCUGUUAUUUGUCUGAAA
Molecule: messenger RNA, 3207 nt
Organism: Ictalurus punctatus (channel catfish)
Lineage: Eukaryota; Metazoa; Chordata; Actinopteri; Siluriformes; Ictaluridae
Gene: rnf146
Product: ring finger protein 146
Exons: 2
Coding region: 188-1417 (409 amino acids)
Biological process (GO): Wnt signaling pathway; ubiquitin-dependent protein catabolic process
Cellular component (GO): nucleus; cytoplasm
Molecular function (GO): zinc ion binding; ubiquitin protein ligase activity; poly-ADP-D-ribose binding
Source: RefSeq, a predicted model, not a curated record